AUGCUCGCUGGCGGGACUGGCGCCGCCGGUCGGGGACUCGGAGGCGCCGCCGCAAUGCUGAAUCUGGUGAGGCAGUUCUCGAGGAAGUGUCAGAGGAACCUGAAGAAGAUCGACCCCAAGGUUCCGAGGGAGGAGGCCGUCACCAUCUCCGGCGAGCUGUACCGAAUCAUCAAGGAGCACGGCCCCUUGACCGUCUCCAAUACCUGGAACCAUGCAAAGGUAUGCAAAAUCCCGAUCGUAGUCUUGUCCUGCAUAUCUGGUUGGCAUGAGCAAGAGAUUCCCGGUGUACCUUUGUGCUCAUGCUUUGCCUGGAAACUUUUGGGUUAGUCAGCCAGGAAAUGUGAAUGAGGAUGAUCCGCGUGAGAGUGGUGGGAAUCUGUCGUCUACGGAUAGAUCAUGUACUGAAUUCAUGUGAUCUCCGGUGACUCGAAAAACCAUGCCGCUGAUUGUCUAAAAUUGAGCGGGGAUGUGAGGUUAUCCUUGUAGACCUUUGGGCCGUGUGGCCAUGUCAUACUGUUGAGAAUCUUUUGUAGAGGAGAUCGUAUAGUGCUAGAAGGCCAUUCUCUCCUUCCUCUUCUGCAAUGUUUAUAAUGAAGGUUUUCGGUUCAAAGGAAGAGUAAUCGUAAAACUAAAAAGAAUUGGCACUGAGCUGUCGUUGAGGAACUAUUUUUUCGAUGGUUUUUGUCAUUCAGAUUGUUAGAAAAUCCCAGAAAAGGAAUUUAUAUGUGAUAACAUUGUUUUUUAAUUUGGCCGGACUAUGAUAGGUUGGAUCAGUUUUCCAUGAUUUUAUUCCCUAAUACGUGCCAAAAUCAGUUAAAUUUUUUUCUUAAUGAAAUGCGCGGUUCUGAGAGAAUCGAGUUGGGACAGCUUCAGAGUCAUUGUCCCCAAUCGAGAUGCAUUGAGUUACUCAAAAGACAGCUGAGUGCCAGCCCUCGGCGCACUUCUGAGAGAAUUGAGUUACUCGAGGCAUCUCAAGGUGGGGCGAUCUGACUCUGAAGCUGAGGCUCACUUGGUCAAUCCUACCCUGUAGAUGGAUAAAUAAAUCUAAAGAGAAUCAGCCUCCACACCAUCGUCCUGCCCAAUUAGCCAAAACGUCUAAAUGCUAAAUCCGUUGUGAAGUUCUUUCAUAAAUUUGGAGAACUAGUCCAAACAUUGUUGGUUCGGCAUAGCUUGAACCAUGUAUUCUACUAUUUACAGUAGUCCUCAUUUGUCAAGGUUAGGUUUGUAUCUUUCGAAAAUUACCAAAUGAAUCCUCAAGAAGUCACCAAAAUCUGUGGACCCUUUAAGAAAAGGCCUUGAUUAGUUUUGAUUUGGUGUAAAAUCGCAUAUGAUUUAAGCUGAAUGAGCCUACUUGGAGUAGCAAAAACUAGAGAGAAUGCAUCAAGGUAGCUUCUAUUGUCCAUGGAUGAAGAACAAUCUGAUCCCUCAUAGGGAAGUGCUAUGAUCGGGUCAUUGGAAACAACACCUUCACAUCCAACUUUCACUCUCACCGAGAUUUUUAUCCUUCCAAAGCUGCAAUUCUCAGCCCGAAAAAAUAAUAUUAUGUCAAUAAAUCAUUUCUUGUUCUAAACGGAUCACCUUCAUUCUAUUUUGUUGUGAGAUUGCAUAAGAUGAGCCCCGAUAAUGGACAACCAAUUCUGAGGUACUUGUAUAUUUUGGAACUGAAAUUUCUUGAACGAAAUUCAAGUUUUUAAGUGUCAUUUCUCAAAUAGCAAGCUCAGUACGAUUGGGUCUUCGUUUCUUAUGAUAACUCUAAUUGCAUUGUUUCCCACCAAGUCAUCCCCAGGUCUAGAUUUUAAAUAUGAUGGUUCAGUACUUCCCAAAUCUCCCCCUCACUAGUAAAUGCAGAUCUUAUGUAGUAAAAUUUAACGAGGAAUGUUGUCUCUCCAUAACCAAGCUUUACAUCCUCUUGAACUAUAUCCAUACUAGUUUUCAAACUAGAUAAUAGAUCAUGUCCGAAAACUAAUCGAUGUAUUACUCUUGGAUAGGAACCAGCUAUAUGACAUGUCAAUUCCUAAAAUUAUCUCAUUUCAACAGUAGAGAACCCACUGUGUAGAUCCAUAAUGUGUUGUCCCCGCUGUCUAUUCAUCGCUUAUCUAGCUCUGCCUUGAAGUUAGGCGCUACUUCGUCGGGUAACCUAAAGCCAUUCGAAUGAUUGCAUAUCUAGAUAAUUGUGACCAAGAAAUAUGGUGUAAGUCAUUCACUUUGGCUAAUGACCGAGAAUCUUCUCUCUCUCUCUCUCUCUCUCUCUCUCUCUCUCUCUCUCUCUCUCUCUCUCUCUCUCUCUCUCUCUCUCUCUCUCUCUCCCUCCUCUCUCUCUCCCUCUCUUACUCUCCUAUAACAUGAAGGAGGCAUGUAUCUAGUUGAUAAGAUCCCCCCCCCUGGUGUGCUCCCAAGACCACACGAAUUUCGUCUCAUUUGUGUCCCUCUUUGAGCAUGUUGUAAGACUACGCUCUUCCCUUAAAUCAGGCACAGGGCACUAACACCCUGCCUUAGUGAUCUUGAGUUCAAAGCAGACCAUUUAUGAAUGAGACCAUUGAUGAGCAGCUACCAUUUGAAACUUCUGCAUGCUCAUUCUGUGUCCAUUGCAAUUUUACCUGCAACUCGUCGGCCUGUAAAUUCUUCUGUCCUACCCAUUCUUUCUAGGGUUUUGAGUGUGGCAGUGUUCAUGUAGGUUAUGUUAGGCCUAGCCACCAUGGGUGGGCACCUUCAUGCUUUCUGGCUCUGUCUAUGGGUACCAUCACCAUUGAUGUAGAUAGGAUCUCUGAGAUCUCACAGGGCAGAAGUGACAGUAAAGGAUGGCACUUACAGCUGUGCCUCAGACUUUUCUUUCUUUAAUGCUUGAUCUUAUUAUAUUUAGAUCCAUAUUAAUAAAUGCAACAUUAAGUUUUUGUUUUCUGGUUCACAUAUAUUUUAUGUUAUAUAUAUAUAUAUAUAUAUAUAUAUAUAUAUAUAUCUUUCUUGUGAAAAAAUAAUAUCUUCAGGUUAAUGGGUUUAGAGCUAAAUAAAGCAAUCACUUACCCCUUUGAACUGGAUGACAGGAGGCCGGCAUCAAUGGGCUCAACAGCAAAACCCACAUGAAGCUGCUGCUGAAAUGGAUGAGGGGAAGGGAGAUGCUCAAGCUCUUCUGCACCCACGCCGGUUCCAGUAAGAAAUUCCUUCACUCUACCUUGCCCGAGGAUCCUCAGGCGGCCCAGACAGAGAAAGCCCCAUCGACGCCCGAGACCCCAAACCCCUCUAGGAAGAAGACCCGGCAGGCCAAACGAUCCACUCUGGGGAACUAG
Messenger RNA from Spirodela intermedia, 3284 nucleotides. Lineage: Eukaryota; Viridiplantae; Streptophyta; Magnoliopsida; Alismatales; Araceae. The record is from the annotation of a GenBank genome assembly.